CACUGCCAUCCGUAGUUUCCGACAACGGAUUUGGAAAAAGAUGGCAGCUUCCGCUGGUAGCAGCAAAGGAGCAGAGAUAUCUAAAGCCGAGUACUUAAAACGUUAUUUAUCCGUGGAUGAAGAUGCCAAGAAGUCGAAAGGGAAGGUUAAAAAGAAACGGAGUAAGGUGUCCGACAAGAGGAUAAAGAUAGUGGACGACGAUAUCGACUGGCAGCAGCUGGUCGCUAAAGAGGAGAGGGAUGUGGAGGAGGAGGAUGAGGAAGCUCCGGUGGUUGCGGAGGUGAUUGAUGAUCGACCAAUGGAGGUGAAACGCCUAGAGGCCUUCAGGACCAGCAACAAGUGGAGACUGAUGGGAGUUGAUGAAAAUAAUGGUGAAGAGGAGGCAGAAGACGGGGGGUAUCGGUCUCUAGAGGCUGUGGCGUCGAGUAGGUCUCGGCAUGAUUCGCCAGAGCCCGUGUCGCUCAGGGGGAGUAGACAUGAUUCGCCAGAGGCAGGGCCUGUCAGAAAGACUCGGCAUGACUCACCAGACACGUCACCUCCCAGGAGAAGUCGCCACGACUCUCCAGACUUGUCUCCUCAGAGACAACAUUCAGGGAAAUCACUGAAGGUGCAGAGCAGAGAUUCGUCCCCAGUAAGGAGAAAAAACUCAAGUCAAAAGCACUCACCUGAUCGGCAUCAGUCACUGUUGGCAGUGAGGGCUCAGAACAGACAUGACUCAGACUCGGACCAGUCACCUCCGAGGAAAAAGACACUAAAGGGACAUGCUUCAGACUCUGACCAGUCUCCGCCUCGGAGGUCAUUAAAAACAAGGCGAGGUUCUGAUUCUGAUCAAUCGCCACCCCGAAGGAGGCCGAGGAGUGGCCACGGCUCUGAUUCUGAUCAGUCACCACCCAGAAGAAGACCGAAGAGUGGCCACGGCUCUGAUUCUGACCAGUCACCACCCAGGAGGCGAGGUCGAGCAUCAGAUGACAAUCUGUCACCUCCUCACAGGCCUGGCCAAUCACAAGGCCAGAGGAUGCUUUCUGGAGACAGAGCAGGUCUGGUUUCCAUAGAUGUUCUGAGGAGAGAGCAGGAGGAAAGACGACGCAGAGAGAAAAACAACCAAAGACUAGAGGAUGAAUCCCGCAGUGCGCAGACUGUGUUCAGAGACAAGAGCGGCAAAAAGAGGGAUCUGGACUCGGAGAGAGAAGAGCUGAAGAAGAAGGCUGGAGAGAAAGCAGCAAAAGAUGAGAAAUAUGCUCAGUGGGGAAAAGGGCUGGCUCAGAGCCAGAUGCACCAGCAGAAACUUGCAGAUGCGCUGCAUGAAGUGCAGAAGCCACUGGCACGGCACUGUGAUGACGAGGAUCUCGAUCGCAUGUUGAGAGAGCAGGAACGGGAGGGCGAUCCGAUGGCCGCGAUGCUCAGGCGCAAAAAGGACCGCAAUACGAAGUUACAGGGUGCUAAAGAGAAGCCACGGUAUAAAGGCCCAGCACCGCCUCCAAACCGCUUCAACAUUUUACCAGGAUAUCGCUGGGAUGGGGUUGACAGGUCCAAUGGUUUUGAACAGAAGCGGUACACCAGGAUGGCAGAUAAAAAGGCAGUACAGGAAGAAGCCUACAAAUGGAGUGUGGAGGAUAUGUAAUGGCAACUGGAAACAGCUGAUCGAGACUAGAGGUGAAAGACCAAGAAUGUGACAUGAAAGGCACCGAAAUCUUGCUGAGAGAAAAACUACAGACCAGACACGAGGUUACCGUCUGUGUUAUGAAAUGUGAAUAGUUAAAAAUGAUUUGGUUAAUCUCAGCAGGGCUGCACAUGUUACUGUAGCAGCCUGACAGACUGAAAAAUGACCAACAUAACAUCUGUACAUAAAUUGACAGCAUCCUCACACUUUUGUAAUGGUUGAUUCAGUGUGGAGCCAACACUGACGUUUGUGGUUUUCACUGUUUUAUUAAAUCAUGUUUUUGUAAAUACUUGAA
This is a messenger RNA of Myripristis murdjan (pinecone soldierfish), 1955 nucleotides long. RefSeq names its product BUD13 homolog (gene bud13). The transcript has 10 exons. Gene Ontology annotation, cellular component: RES complex; U2-type spliceosomal complex. NCBI's taxonomy places the organism in Eukaryota, Metazoa, Chordata, Actinopteri, Holocentriformes, Holocentridae. Gene Ontology annotation, biological process: mRNA splicing, via spliceosome. Gene Ontology annotation, molecular function: RNA binding. The coding region runs from base 41 to 1621 and encodes 526 amino acids. The record is from RefSeq and is a predicted model, not a curated record.